UGUUUCAGUAAUACCAACUGGAAUUCUGCACUCUCCAUUCUACGGAUUAGGACUAGAGGUUUUGAAUUAUGCAGCCAUUGGCACUAUCCUGGGCCAUGAACUGAUGCACAGUUUCGACAACAAUGGACGGUUGUACGACAAAGAUGGACAGAAACGCAACUGGUGGAGUAAUAGCACAAUUAAUGAGUUUGUCGCUCGAGAGCAGUGUUUCGUGGAGCAGUACAAGAACUACAAUGUCGGAGGGAGAUCUGUGGACAGCAAAAGGACACUCGGAGAAAAUAUUGCAGACAAUGGUGGACUGAGGGAAGCGAUCCGGGCAUACCGGGAAUACACAUUGCGGAAAGGGUGGGAGCCGAAGCUGCCCGGACUCGAGAAAUUAACACACGAGCAACUAUUUUUCCUUACUUUUGCUAAUAUGUGGUGCACGAGGACUACAGAGUUAGCAGACCUUCUGUUAUCCAGGGACGCUCACUGUCCUUCAAAAUAUCGAGUUAUCGGUACUUUGUCCAACAUGGAGGAAUUCUCAGAAGCAUGGCAAUGUCCUGCGGGAAGCCCAAUGAAUCAUAAAGAAAAGAGGGUUCCAAGAUGAGUGACACGAAUGUUUCUGUCGCCGGCAGCCAUCAGAAUCUUGUACCUGUGGCAUCGCGGAAGGCAAGUCUCAAGAAGAGGACCGGGCUGGAACGGCGUCUGCUGGUUGUGGUGGCAGCCCUGUCCAUCCUGCUGCUCAUCUUCUUCGUGCUCAUCAUCGUCUUGGCCUGCAAGAACAAACUACAAAUGGCGAAUCUAACACUCCAGCCAGUAUGCAACAGUGAACAGUGCAUCGCAUCAGCUUUCUCCUUGCUGGAGUCCAUGGACCGGACAGCUGACCCAUGUGAAGAUUUUUACCAGUUCGCAUGCGGAAACUGGGGCAGGAGCCACCCCGUGAAGGACACGGAUUACUCCAACACCUGGUUCAGCGAACGCUCACUGUUCUUACUGAGGCAGCUCAAAGAUCUGCUCACAAAAAACAGCACAAAUUCAGAACCAAAGGCUCUCCGACAGGCCAAGUCGUUGUUCGCAGCCUGCAAUGAUGUUGGGACACUGGAAAUAUUGGGCCUGGAGCCCAUCAUGCAGGUUUUGGAGAAUGUGAGUCUGCCCAAGCAACUACCGAACAGCAGGACAGCCUACGGCUGGAACAUCGCUACAACCCUUGCCCUCAUUCAGCGGAUCAUGAGUCUAGACCUGCUGGUACAACUUGGCCCCGAUGUGGAAUCUACAGAUGAGAAACUGCUAUUGAAUUUGAGCCCGCCUAAGGAUCCACCGUCGCUAACCCGAAUCCUGGUGACGGAUCCUGAGAACUUGCCCAGAGCGACACGACUCAGCAGCAAGAACUUCAUUAGAGCCAAGAUGGUGUACAUGAUAGGAAUAAUGGAGGAGAUGGAUUCCUGGGGAAAAGGAGAGAACGAUGAAUCCAAGCUCAACAGGACUACAAUCGCGUCUGCGGUUUUGAAGAUUCUGCUAUUCGAGGCAGACGUCAGACAGGGGAUCACUGUCGAUGGUACAAACUCCAGCAGCAAAAGCAGCACAGUUCAGAUUACUAUCCUAGAAUUGCAGCGGCUCAUGGACUUGAGCAUGCAAGGUGCAAAGAACAGCCAUGAGAUUGACUGGCUACAGUAUUUCACGGUGCUCUUCGAAGGCGUACACGCACAGAAGUCAUUCAACAUGGCGGCCGACGUCGUCUCAGUGACAGAUCUCGCCUACUUCUUGAACCUCGCUUCAGUUCUGGCUGACUCCAAGUUAGAAACCAUACAGCGAUAUGUAUGGUGGCAGGUGGUAGAGGUGCUGUCGCCCCACACUAACAAGGCGAUGCGGGAGCUGCACAGCCAACUGGAGGAACAGAUUCUCGGUUCUUCACAUACAUCUUCCAGGUGGACUGUUUGCCUUCGUCGGGUGAAGAAAUUGCUGCCCUUGGCUGUCAGCUACACAUUGGCUGCACAAAAUGAUGUUACCAACACUGUUGCCAAGGUGUCAGAAAUGAUGAAUGAUAUCAAAGCCAGUUUCAACUCCCUGGUCCAUGAUGGAGACUGGAUCGACCCUGUAACUAAGAAAGCAGCUCAAGAGAAAGCAGAAGGCAUUACUAGCUUCAUUGGCUAUCAAGAAUGGCUCCUUCAACCUGGCCAACUGGAUGAGUACUACAGUUUUCUGGAUCUACAAGGAAAUGAGUACUUGUGGAGCAUCCUCAGGAUUAAGUCAAAGGAAGUGCACGACUUCCUGAAAUUACUCUUUGAUAAGCCUGAGAACCAGAGAAAUGAAAGUUGGAAGGACAUUGAUCCACUUCAGGUGAAUGCAUACUACAGUCGCACGGCAAAUGCAAUAAUAAUCCCAGCUGGCAUCCUUCAGUUUCCCUUCUAUGACAGGGGUUUGGAGGCUCUUAACUACGGAUCAAUUGGAAGCAUACUGGGACAUGAACUGACUCAUGGCUUUGACAUUGAAGGCAAGAAUUAUGGUAAAGAUGGAACCAAGGUGUCCUGGUGGAAUAUGGACAUGUUGCAGGCCUAUGAAGAGAGGGCACAGUGUUUUGUACACCAGUAUAGUAAAUAUGGCACAAAUGGCAAAAAGGUUAAUGGAUUUAGUACACUAGCAGAAAACAUAGCAGAUAAUGGAGGCAUAAGAGAAGCAUACAGAGCAUAUCAGAGAUAUAAAGAACGUCAUGAUACAGAACAGGUCCUGCCAGGGAUGGAGAGCUUCUCACAUAAUCAACUGCUGUUCUUAGCCUUUGCAAAUAUUUGGUGCCUGGAUGAAGGGCCAUAUUAUGGUGAAGUAUCUGCUGAGGAUACACACAGUCCAGGAAAGUACCGAGUUCUUGGUUCACUGUCCAAUUCACCAGAAUUUUCUGAAACAUGGAACUGUCCUGUAAAUUCCUCCAUGAAUCCAUCAGAUCGGUGUAUCAUAUGGUGACAGCCUGUAUCAGUCCUGCAACACACUCUACUGGGACCAAUAUCAAUGCACAAUUUGGAGUAAGGGAAAUUAUUGUCGUCAUCAUAAGUACUGGAUGUUAGUAAAUUAUUAUCCAUUUCUGCUCCAGUAUGGAAUUAAAUGCACUGAUGGUAACCAUGGAUUUGGCUGUAGAAUGUUUUGGUUGAUAGCCAAGUGUUCUGGAACUCAUCAAAAUAUGAAUUCAUCCUGACUGGAAAGAAUCCUGUCUAACACACAUAACUUACAA
Molecule: messenger RNA, 3202 nt
Organism: Cryptotermes secundus
Lineage: Eukaryota; Metazoa; Arthropoda; Insecta; Blattodea; Kalotermitidae
Product: endothelin-converting enzyme homolog
Exons: 24
Coding region: 586-2937 (783 amino acids)
Biological process (GO): protein processing
Cellular component (GO): plasma membrane
Molecular function (GO): metalloendopeptidase activity
Source: RefSeq, a predicted model, not a curated record